Messenger RNA from Astyanax mexicanus (Mexican tetra), 1705 nucleotides. It is a transcript of the gene s100s, whose product is annotated as S100 calcium binding protein S. The transcript has 4 exons. Bases 121 to 501 code for a protein of 126 amino acids. Gene Ontology annotation, molecular function: calcium ion binding. Lineage: Eukaryota; Metazoa; Chordata; Actinopteri; Characiformes; Acestrorhamphidae. The record is from RefSeq and is a predicted model, not a curated record.
UCCAUUCCUCCGCUCUCUCACUAUCUGUCCGUAUCUCUUGCUCUUCAUCGCAGACAAAGGAGGCUCUUCAGAAGUACUCAGCCACAGUAGCUCGGCGAGCCUGGAGACAGAAGAACCAAGAUGCCUCGCUCAAAAUGCGAUGUCAUGUCCAAAGAACCAAGCUCCAACCUGGAGAGCGCCAUGCAGAUGCUCAUCAAGACCUUCCACAAGUACUCGGGGAAGGAGGGGGACAAGUACACACUCAGCCGAGGCGAGCUGAGGGAACUGCUGACAGAGGAGCUGGGGAACUACCUAGGGAAUGCACAAGAUAAAGACGCAGUGGAGCGGGUGAUGAACGACCUGGAUGCCAACAAUGACGGCGAAGUGGACUUCACCGAGUUUAUUAUCCUCAUGGGGGCGCUGACUGUGGCCUGCAACGACUUCUUCCUCGACAGCCCACCUCCCAAGGUGAAGCCCGAUGCCAAGGGUGGCACCUCAACAGAGGGCGAGAACAAAGAGUAACAGGGGUACGAGGAAGGGAUGUGGAAAAUAUGGGCAGAUUGUGAGAUAGAAGAGAGAAUGAGGAAGAGAGCUCACUGUGUUUCAUCCAUUUCUGUUAUCUGGAGCAACAGACAGGUCCUUCAGAACAUCCUUCUAGUUUGUGUUAGACCUUGAAUCCAUCAGUUAUCAAUUUUGCCAUUAUAAUACAUUCUUAAAAGUAAAGGUUCCAACUCACGUAGGGCUCACAUGGGUGGGGCUCACAGGGGUUGAGCAUGGGCUUGGUGGGGUUCAAGUUGGAAUGGGCUCUAAUUGGUUGGUUCAGUGUAGAACCCAGAUGGGGCCCAUGUUUAAACCCUCCUGGUCUCAUCAUUGACAUCCAUGUCCAUAAGUGGGGUCAACCCAUAAUCCAUAAGUGGACUACCCAUUCAAAAAAGUAUUAUAGUGGUUUAUUAAAGAACUUUCAAAAUAUUUGAUUGCUCUUUAGGGAACCAAACUGCUCGCUCUGGCACCUUUAUUUUUUUUAAGAAUGUAUUUUCCCAAAGGAAACAUAAGCAAGUAGUCUUUCAGCAUUACAAUUAAACCUAUUCUUCAACCCCAGAUCCACAGAAAAGCACUCAAGUUCUGUUUAAAGUAAAUAAUACUUUGGGUAACUGGAAAGAUUUCUUUUAGAGUUACACUCUAUGAUUUUGAAAGUGCAAAGUGAAGCCUCUUUCACUUGAUUUUCAAAAUGCUCUGUAAAUAUCAACUGUGAAAUCCUUUAAAAUGUGAAAAACAACAGCCAAUCGCAGCAAAAUAUAUAAUCAGAAUCUGUAUGACGUGUGCAAAAUGCAUGUUAUAAAUCAGUAAAAUCUAAAAGCCACAAUACUGUGUAGAGUGAACGUUGUCUUCAAGAAUGCUUGUGAACGAGAUGUUUUGAGUGAGAAACAUUAAGUGAGCAAGUUGGCUGUAAAAUCACAGAGUGUAACUUUAAAAGCACACCAGAGAAAACUCACAGAGAAGGAAGACAAAAAAAUAUACGCUCUUGAAUGCUUAAAGUCUGACCACAUCCAGGAGAAGAUGAAUGCUUACAGUGUGAAUGGUGUCCAUACAUGCAAUACUAAUAAUACUAUCAAUUUUAAUAUUGGAAUGUGUUCUGCUUCUUCCUUGGCACCUAUUUUGUAGCCUGUUUUGUUAAGUGUUAAUAUUUCUCUUUCUCGUUAGAAUAAAGAUGCCUAAUUGAUCUUCA